GGAACAAGUUUCUCGGUCCGCUACAGGCACUAAGUCCAGCGGGCCGUGAGCUCCCCGAUCCCCCCAAAUCUCCGGCGCGUCUUGGGAGCUCGGUGCCGGCCGCUGCCCAGGGCCUGAACCCGCGCCUCUAUUAUGACAUCGCGUCAGUUCUGGUGCUUCCAGCCUCAAACGCGCCCAGCUAAGACUACAAAGGAAAUUAAAUGUAACCAAGUAAGUUCGGGGCCCCCCCUCCCCCAUGCAUGGACUCCCUGGGGUCCAAGCUCAAAAGCUCCAUGCUCCCAGCCCAUGCGCUCUCGACGUUCGUGCAAAGGCAAGGCCAGAAUUUAUCAGACAAGAUGGGAAAAGGCUGUAAGGUCGUGGUUUGUGGAGGAGUAUCUGUGGGGAAAACUGCGAUUUUGGAGCAGCUUCUUUAUGGGAAUCACAUUAUUGGUAAGGAAGACAGUGAGACGGUGGAAGAUGUGUACGUGGCCUCGGUGGAAACUGAUCGCGGGGUGAAGGAGCAGCUGCGCCUCUACGACACGCGGGGUCUGCAGGAAGGCGACGAGCUGCCCAAGCACUACUUCUCUUUUGCUGAUGGGUUUGUGCUGGUCUAUGCGAUGAAUGACCUUGAAUCCUUUCGGAGGGUGGAGAUUCUUAAGAAGGACAUAGAUAAGUUCAGAGACAAAAAAGAGGUAGUAAUUGUUGUCUUGGGAAACAAAUCUGAUUUAUCUGAGCAAAGGAAAGUGGAAGCUGACAUGGCCCAGCAAUGGGCAAAGAGUGAGAGAAUGAGGCUGUGGGAGGUGACCGUGACUGACCGGAAAACGUUGAUUGAACCAUUCAUACUCUUAGCCAGUAAGCUCACUCAGCCUCAGAGCAAAUCAACUUUCCCCCUGCCUGGAAGGAAGAACAAAUCGAAUGCCACUUCUGAGAAUUAGAUGUUGUCACAGUAAAAUGGCAUCUGAGAAAACAACUGGUCUCAUUCUAGACUUUUGUGAAGAGUGAAUGGAUUUAAAAUAAGCUAUUGCCUAGAACAUCCACCUUUCCCUUAGGAAACAGGUCUAACCAGGUCUCUAAAAGCACUUUAGAUCCUUAAAGUUAGUUAUAGUUUAUAAAAUGGGUUUGGAGGGGAGGGGGGUGGAGAGGAAGAGGGACUGCCUGCCGUUCUAAUAUGAAAUCGUAUUAUGUUGUAAAUAGAAUUCACAUAUUCAUUUCAAAGCAGUGUUUUUAAAAAUGAUAGUGCACUUGUGUUGUGUUAAGACUGUGAAAAUAAAAUGUGGAUAGCACAAA
This is a messenger RNA of Antechinus flavipes (yellow-footed antechinus), 1266 nucleotides long. It is a transcript of the gene NKIRAS1, whose product is annotated as NFKB inhibitor interacting Ras like 1. Gene Ontology annotation, molecular function: GTP binding; GTPase activity. Gene Ontology annotation, biological process: canonical NF-kappaB signal transduction. The record is from RefSeq and is a predicted model, not a curated record. Lineage: Eukaryota; Metazoa; Chordata; Mammalia; Dasyuromorphia; Dasyuridae. The transcript is spliced from 4 exons. Bases 240 to 914 code for a protein of 224 amino acids.